AUGAAGUUUGGUAAACAUAAAAAAGAAAAGGAAAAGGGAGCAGUAGUUGUAGCGUCCUCAUCAUCAGGUGGUGCAGAAAUUAGUAAUAAUGCAAAAGAAUCGACACCUAAAAAGUCUUCUAAAAAGAGUAAAGAUAAAGAUAAAGAUAGUGAAUCAUCAUCAUCAAGUGUAGAUACAACAAAAAAUAGUAAUAAUAAUAGUAAUAACAGUAAUAAUAAUGUAAACGAUAAAAUAUUUGGUGGACCACUUCCAACGGAUGAAGAUAUACCACCAAUCAUUGUACAGACGAUAGAAUACCUAGAAACCUAUUCACUAAAGACACCUGGCAUCUUUAGAGAGAGUGGAUCAUUACAAUUGAUCACAAACUACAAACAAUUGUUUGAAGCCCGCAAACCAGUCACCUUUGCACCACACGAAGAUCAUGUCGUCGCAUCCAUCCUUAAAGCUUAUCUACGUGAAUUAAAAGAUCCUUUAUUCUCUUUUGAAAAUUAUGAUAUGUUUAUAGCAUGUGAAUCUAUAAAUGAUGAAACUGUUAAAUUGGAAGUAGUUAAAAAGGUUAUAAAGUUGUUACCAGUGGUUAAUAUAAGGGUACUUAGAUACUUGUUUUGUUUUUUGACAAAGGUGAUUGCCAAUUCCGAGCAGAAUAGGAUGACUGCCGAGUCAUUGAGUAUUGUCUUUUUGCCAACGAUUCUUAGACCUUUGGCAAACGAUCACCAGAUACUACAGUACACUGUCGAGGACUCCAAGAGUACCAAAACAUUGAUGGCGACCAUUAUCAACCAUUACGAGGCCAUCUUUGAAGACCCAAGUGUCUUGAUGCCACGUACACGUCAGACACGUGCCGUCACAGAGUUUGUCACCUCUACAUCGACCCCAUUCAAAUUCAAUCAAAUCACGCCACCUCCACACCUCUACAUUGCAUCUCCUCCCUUACCACCCCUUCCCUCUAAAAGUGCUGCUACCAUCUCUACCCCCUCUACUCCAACUCAUAAUAAUAAUAAUAAUAAUAAUAAUGCUCAACCUUUUACUCCAUUGGUACUAUCUCCAAGAUCAAUUGAUGAUAUUAAUGUUCAUACAACUACAACUAGUACUACUAGUACAACUACUACAACUACAACUACAACUACAAAUAAUAGUGUCACUACCGCAAUUCCAAUUGCCGAUGAUACAGGUAGAAAAGAAGUGGAUUCAUCAAAAACUGGAACUUCACCACCUUCUUCCUCGUCUACAUUAUCAACAUCACCAAGUAAAUCAUCACAAACCCAACCUCCACCACCAUCAAUGUUACCAACCAACAAAGUUGGUGGACCACCACCUUUGCCUGUAAAACCAAACUCUUUUCUCUUUACUACUCCUACAAUCAACAACAACAACAACAAUAAUAAUAAUACUAAUGCUAUACCAAAACCAGUACCAAAAAUACCAAAAGAGAAAACUGGAUCUUCUCUAAGUGUAAAUCAACAACCAUCAACUAGCACAUCUACCACCCCAACUGCACCAGCUCCAACUUUCCCAAAUGAAUCACCAAAAAUGACUAGAAAAAUAUUAUUUGAAGCUGAAACUAGACCAAGAUCUUCUACAAGUAUCUUUAAAAGAUACCAUCCAGAUGCCAUCCAGUUCCUGUUUCCCUCUUUAAUUUUUCCAUUUCCUCCACAAAAUUUCACAACAAAAAUUUUCAGUGCUGACGAUUCGGUGAAAAAAUUUUCAAAAAGCAAGCUUUGUUGUUCUCAAAAGUCAGCUACACCAAAAAUAGUAGUAGUAGGUGAUGGAGCUGUAGGAAAGACUUGUAUCCUUAUUUCAUAUACCACCAAUUCAUUCCCAGGUGAAUAUUGUCCAACCAUAUUUGAUAACUAUAGUGCAAAUGUAAUGUUGGAAGGAAAAGCAUAUAAUUUGGGACUUUGGGAUACAGCUGGUCAAGAAGAUUAUGAUCGUCUUAGACCACUUUCAUAUCCACAAACCGAUGUUUUUAUGCUUUGUUAUAGUACCAUUUCACCACCAUCAUUGGAUAAUAUCAGAUCGAAAUGGUUCCCAGAAAUACAACAUCAUUGUCCAAAUACACCAAUUGUUUUAGUUGGAACCAAAGUUGAUUUAAGAAAUGAUAGAGCUACUUUGGAACUCCUUCGCGAAAAGAAACAAGUACCAGUUACUUUUGAACAAGGUUUGGAACUUUCCAAAAUAAUCGGUGCACAAUCCUAUGUUGAAUGUUCUGCAUACACACAAAGAGGUUUAAAAGAUGUUUUUGAUGAAUGUAUUAGAAUUCAUACCAAUCCAAUUUCAAAAACUAAAAAAAUAUUAAUAAUAAUCAUGCAAUCAGUUAAAAUAGUAGUAGUCGGUGAUGGAGCUGUUGGAAAGACAUGUAUCCUUAUUUCAUAUACAACCAAUUCAUUCCCAGGUGAAUAUAUUCCAACAGUAUUUGACAAUUAUAGUACAAAUGUAAUGUUGGAAGGAAAAUGUUAUAAUUUGGGACUUUGGGAUACAGCUGGUCAAGAAGAUUAUGAUCGUCUUAGACCACUAUCAUAUCCACAGACCGAUGUUUUCAUGGUUUGUUAUAGUACCAUUUCACCAUCAUCUUUGGAAAAUGUUAAAUCUAAAUGGAUCCCAGAGGUACAACAUCAUUGUCCAAAUACACCAAUCGUUUUAGUUGGAACCAAAGUAGAUUUAAGAAAUGAUAGAGCUACUUUGGAACUACUUCGUGAAAAACAACAAGUACCAGUUACUUUUGAACAAGGUUUGGAAGUCUCCAAAAAAAUAGGUGCACAAUCCUAUGUUGAAUGUUCAUCAUACACUCAAAGAGGUUUAAAGGAUGUUUUCGAUGAAUGUAUAAGAGUUCAUAUUAAUCCAAUUUCCAAAUCUAAAAAAGUAAAGAAAUCUAAAUGUUCUAUUUUUUUUUUAAAAUUACAUUUCUUGUUUAGUGGUCCAAGUGAUUCAGGUGACUAG
This is a messenger RNA of Cavenderia fasciculata, 2937 nucleotides long. It is a transcript of the gene gacQ, whose product is annotated as RhoGAP domain-containing protein. Lineage: Eukaryota; Evosea; Eumycetozoa; Acytosteliales; Cavenderiaceae. Gene Ontology annotation, cellular component: cytoskeleton; cytoplasmic vesicle; cell cortex. Gene Ontology annotation, molecular function: protein kinase binding; GTPase activity; GTP binding. The coding region runs from base 1 to 2937 and encodes 978 amino acids. Gene Ontology annotation, biological process: regulation of actin cytoskeleton organization; mitotic cytokinesis; actin filament organization. The transcript is spliced from 8 exons. The record is from RefSeq and is a predicted model, not a curated record.